Messenger RNA from Diabrotica virgifera virgifera (western corn rootworm), 738 nucleotides. Its product is annotated as whirlin-like. The transcript has 2 exons. Lineage: Eukaryota; Metazoa; Arthropoda; Insecta; Coleoptera; Chrysomelidae. The record is from RefSeq and is a predicted model, not a curated record. Gene Ontology annotation, cellular component: cilium; plasma membrane; stereocilia ankle link complex. Gene Ontology annotation, molecular function: protein binding. Bases 40 to 495 code for a protein of 151 amino acids.
UUUCAGGAACUAGCCCACAAACUCUCCAGGAGUUUCGAUAUGAAAGACGAGCAAAAUCUUUUAGAGACUGAGGGCGGCAUGAGGCGGCACCAGUCGAUGCAGAGGCUAGCGCGGGACGGGAUGCUUCCUGAGCACAGAGAUCCUGCGAAGGUUGUCCAAGACGAAGAAGGCAAUUUGAGGAUUACUGUCAAGAAGACCAAACCGAUUCUUGGGAUAGCCAUCGAAGGAGGAGCGAACACCAAGCAUCCUCUUCCAAGGAUUAUUAACAUCAACGAAAGUGGUGCCGCUUUCUACGCAGGCGGCCUCGAGGUCGGCCAACUAAUCCUCCAAGUGGACGGUACCAGGGUCGACGGCCUUCAGCACCAAGACGUCGCCCGCCUCAUAGCCGAAUGCUUCGCCCGAAGAGAUCGCGAAGAAAUCGAAUUUCUGGUCGUGGAGGCAAAAAAGAGCAACAUGGAGCCGAAGCCGACGGCGUUAAUCUUCCUAGAAGCUUAACAUUUGCUGAGCCUCCCCCCUAGUGACCCUCCGGGGCCGAGUCACCAAUUAAAGGACUGAACGGAUCUACGAUCUACGAUUUACUACAUAUCACGUGUAUUAUAAAUGACCAGUCUGAGACUCACCACACGUUCACGCUCUCACUGAUCUAAUAUAAGGCAGCACGCGGUUGGUAACGGCUCAGAUUGGUUACGUAGUUGUCGUAGCACGGAGAAGGAUUUGCGUAUAUCUUUGCGUCAUUUU